Phanerochaete carnosa HHB-10118-sp is the source of this 825-nucleotide messenger RNA. RefSeq lists its product as uncharacterized. Lineage: Eukaryota; Fungi; Basidiomycota; Agaricomycetes; Polyporales; Phanerochaetaceae. The record is from RefSeq and is a predicted model, not a curated record. Bases 1 to 825 code for a protein of 274 amino acids. The transcript has 3 exons.
AUGGCCGAAGUCCAAGACAAUGCUGCCUUCAUUAAUGGAAGCGCAAUGAAACCAGACACCUUUGACGGCACGAAAUCCAAGUACCUUCCUUGGAAGACGCAGAUGAAACUCUACGUAGUUACGCAGAGGAAGCGACUACCUGAGCAAUUCGACAGGGUUUUAAUGAUCCUGUUCUACAUGAAAGGAGGACACGCUGGCAAAUACAUCGCCACACACUUCCUAAUCGAUGAGGCGUCAGAAGCCUACGAUCGGCUGCAAGCAAUGCAGAUGGGCAUGCUAUCAGCGCAAGAAUUCUUCUCGAAGUUCGAGUUGUGCGCCUUUCAGGCGAAUAUUCAUGACUUUGAGAAGCAUUUCCAGGAACUCAAAUUGCUUCUGGAGAGGGCACUACGGGCCGACAUCAUUCAGCUCCUAUACAAUUUGUCAGAGGAAAUUCUGACUACAUACGCGCUGUACAAACAAAGGGUCGCCCGCAUUGACCUAAAUCAACAGCAGUACCAUAGACGGAAUCUGCAAUCCCAGCAGCAAGGACAAUUUCAACCUCAGCAACAGCAGACACAAAGUGCACCACGAGCACAGGCUAACGUAGCUGCGCCAACUGCAAACGCCCCGAUUCAGACACGCCGCGAUGGGACAGGUGUCACAUUUGGAGGAAGGGGACAGCUGAUGGAAUUAGACCAGGGUCACAUAUCACAAAAUUGCCCUAAUCGACAGCAAGCCCAACAAGUACGGGUCGCGAAAACCCCGGUAGUUCCUACCACCAAUACAUUCACGCCACUCGCAUCACUCAACGAAGCCCCUGCUGCAACAGCAGAACCAUUUGAUUAG